GUGGGAGGAGGCGGCCGAGGCGGAAGGACACACGAGGCUGCUUCGCUGCACACCCGAGAAAGUUUCAGCCAGGCUUCGGGCGGCGGCUGAGGCGGCGGUCGAGGAGCGACAGACUCGGGGUGCGGGGCGUCGAGGCACUUAAGCCUGGGCUUUGGGCGGCAGCGCCAGGCUGCGAGCCGCAGAAGCAGGAGGAGGGGAGGACAAAGUGGGGCUCCUCUGUCGGGACCCCCUCCACAUGUGGAUCUGCCCAGGCAGCGGCGGCGGCGGAGGAGGCGACCGAGAAGAUGCCCGCCCUGCGCCCGGCUCCGCUGUGGGCGCUGCUUGCGCUCUGGCUGUGCCGCGUGGCCCCCGCGCGUGCAUUGCAAUGUCGGGAUGGCUAUGAACCCUGUGUAAAUGAAGGAAUGUGUGUUACCUACCACAAUGGCACAGGAUACUGCAAAUGUCCAGAGGGCUUCUUGGGAGAGUACUGUCAACAUCGAGACCCCUGUAAGAAGAACCGCUGCCAGAAUGGUGGGACCUGUGUGGCCCAGGCCAUGUUGGGAAAAGCCACAUGCCGAUGUGCCCCAGGGUUUACAGGAGAGGACUGCCAGUAUUCAACCUCUCACCCCUGCUUUGUGUCUCACCCCUGCCUGAAUGGAGGCACCUGCCAUAUGCUCAGCCGGGAUACCUAUGAGUGUACCUGCCAAGUUGGUUUUACAGGUAAGCUGUGCCAAUGGACUGAUGCCUGCCUGUCUCAUCCCUGUGCAAAUGGAAGUACCUGUACCACUGUGGCCAACCAGUUCUCCUGUAGAUGCCUUGCAGGCUUCACAGGGCAGAAGUGUGAGACUGAUGUCAAUGAAUGUGACAUUCCAGGACACUGCCAGCAUGGUGGCACCUGCCUCAACCUGCCUGGUUCCUACCAGUGCCAGUGCCCCCAGGGCUUCACAGGUCAGCAUUGUGACAGCGUCUAUGUACCCUGUGCACCCUCCCCCUGUGUCAACGGAGGCACCUGCCGGCAGACUGGUGAUUUCACUUUUGAGUGCAACUGCCUUCCAGGUUUUGAAGGGAGCACCUGUGAGCGGAAUAUUGAUGACUGCCCUAACCACAAGUGUCAGAAUGGAGGGGUUUGUGUGGAUGGGGUCAAUACUUACAACUGCCGCUGCCCGCCUCAGUGGACAGGACAGUUCUGCACAGAGGACGUGGAUGAGUGCCUGCUGCAACCCAAUGCCUGUCAGAAUGGGGGCACCUGUACCAACCGCAAUGGAGGCUAUGGCUGUGUGUGUGUGAAUGGCUGGAGCGGAGAUGACUGCAGUGAGAACAUCGAUGACUGUGCCUUCGCCUCCUGCACUCCAGGAUCCACCUGCAUUGACCGCGUGGCCUCCUUCUCUUGCAUGUGCCCAGAGGGGAAGGCAGGUCUCCUGUGUCAUCUGGAUGAUGCAUGCAUCAGCAAUCCUUGCCACAAGGGGGCACUGUGUGAUACCAACCCCCUGAAUGGGCAGUAUAUUUGCACGUGCCCACAAGGCUACAAAGGGGCUGACUGCACAGAAGAUGUGGAUGAGUGUGCCAUGGCCAAUAGCAAUCCUUGUGAGCAUGCAGGAAAAUGUGUGAACACGGAUGGUGCCUUCCACUGUGAGUGUCUGAAGGGUUAUGCAGGGCCUCGCUGUGAGAUGGACAUCAAUGAGUGCCACUCAGACCCCUGCCAGAAUGAUGCCACCUGCCUGGAUAAGAUUGGAGGCUUCACUUGUUUGUGCAUGCCAGGUUUCAAAGGUGUGCAUUGUGAAUUGGAGAUAAAUGAAUGUCAAAGUAAUCCUUGUGUGAACAAUGGGCAGUGUGUGGAUAAAGUCAAUCGCUUCCAGUGUCUGUGUCCACCUGGUUUUACUGGGCCAGUUUGCCAGAUUGAUAUUGAUGACUGUUCCAGUACUCCGUGUCUGAAUGGGGCAAAGUGUAUCGAUCACCCAAAUGGCUAUGAAUGCCAGUGUGCCACAGGUUUCACCGGUGUGCUGUGUGAGGAGAACAUCGACAACUGUGACCCCGAUCCUUGCCACCAUGGCCAGUGCCAGGAUGGUAUUGAUUCCUACACCUGCAUCUGCAAUCCCGGGUACAUGGGUGCCAUCUGCAGUGACCAGAUUGAUGAAUGUUACAGCAGCCCUUGCCUGAACGAUGGUCGCUGCAUCGACCUGGUGAAUGGCUACCAGUGCAACUGCCAGGCGGGCACGUCAGGGGUUAAUUGUGAAAUUAAUUUUGAUGACUGUGCAAGUAGCCCUUGUGUCCACGGUGUCUGUAUGGAUGGCAUUAAUCGUUACACUUGUGUCUGCUCACCGGGAUUCACAGGGCAGAGAUGUAACAUUGACAUUGAUGAGUGUGUCUCUAAUCCCUGUCGCAAGGGUGCCACAUGUAUCAACGAUGUGAAUGGUUUUCGCUGUAUGUGCCCUGAGGGGCCCCAUCACCCCAGCUGCUACUCACAGGUGAACGAGUGCCUGAGCAAUCCCUGCAUCCACGGAAACUGUACCGGAGGCCUUAGUGGAUAUAAGUGCCUCUGUGAUGCAGGCUGGAUUGGCAUCAACUGUGAAGUGGACAAAGAUGAAUGUCUUUCUAACCCAUGCCAGAAUGGAGGAAUUUGUGACAAUCUGGUGAAUGGAUACAGGUGUACUUGCAAGAAGGGCUUUAAAGGCUAUAACUGCCAGGUGAAUAUUGAUGAAUGUGCCUCAAAUCCGUGCCUGAACCAGGGGACCUGCCUUGAUGACAUAAAUGGCUACACUUGCCACUGUGUGCUGCCAUACACAGGCAAGAAUUGUCAGACUGUAUUGGCUCCCUGUUCCCCAAACCCUUGUGAGAAUGCUGCUGUUUGCAAAGAGGCACCAAAUUUUGAGAGUUACACCUGCUUGUGUGCUCCUGGUUGGCAAGGUCAGCGAUGCACAAUUGACAUUGACGAGUGUGUCUCCAAGCCCUGCAUGAACCAUGGUCUCUGCCAUAACACCCAGGGCAGCUACAUGUGUGAGUGUCCUCCAGGCUUCAGUGGUGUGGACUGUGAGGAGGACAUCGAUGACUGCCUUGCCAACCCUUGCCAGAAUGGAGGUUCCUGUGUGGAUGGAGUGAAUACUUUCUCCUGCCUCUGCCUUGCGGGCUUCACUGGGGAUAAGUGCCAGACAGACAUGAAUGAGUGUCUGAGUGAACCCUGUAAGAAUGGAGGGACCUGCUCUGACUAUGUCAACAGUUAUACUUGUAAGUGCCAGGCGGGAUUUGAUGGAGUCCACUGUGAGAACAACAUUGACGAGUGCACCGAGAGCUCCUGUUUCAAUGGUGGCACGUGUGCGGAUGGGAUUAACUCCUUCUCUUGCUUGUGCCCUGUGGGUUUCACGGGUCCCUUCUGCCUCCAUGAGAUCAAUGAAUGUAACUCUCAUCCAUGCCUGAACGAGGGAACGUGUGUUGAUGGCCUGGGUACCUACCACUGCACCUGCCCCUUGGGCUACACUGGGAAAAACUGUCAGACCCUGGUAAACCUCUGCAGCAGGUCUCCAUGUAAAAACAAAGGGACUUGCGUUCAGGAAAAAGCAGAGUCUCGGUGCCUGUGUCCAUCUGGAUGGGCUGGUGCUUACUGCGAUGUGCCCAAUGUCUCCUGUGAGGUGGCAGCCUCUCGCAAAGGUGUGCCCGUUGACCGCUUGUGCCAGCACUCAGGUGUCUGCAUCAGUGCUGGCAACACGCAUCACUGCCAGUGCCCCCUGGGCUACACCGGGAGCUACUGUGAGGAGCAGCUCGAUGAGUGCACGUCCAACCCCUGCCAGCACGGGGCCACCUGCAGUGACUUCAUUGGUGGAUACAGAUGUGAGUGUGUCCCAGGAUAUCAGGGUGUCAACUGUGAGUAUGAAGUGGAUGAGUGCCAGAAUCAGCCAUGCCAGAAUGGAGGCACCUGUAUCGACCUUGUGAACCAUUUCAAGUGCUCCUGCCCACCAGGCACUCGGGGCCUCCUUUGUGAAGAGAACAUUGACGACUGUGCUGGGGGCCCCCAUUGCCUUAAUGGUGGUCAGUGUGUGGAUAGGAUUGGGGGCUACAGUUGUCACUGCCUGCCUGGCUUUGCUGGGGAGCGGUGCGAAGGGGAUAUCAACGAGUGCCUCUCCAGCCCCUGCAGCUCUGAGGGCAGCCUGGACUGCAUACAGCUCACCAAUGACUACCUGUGUGUCUGCCGCAGCACCUUCACCGGCCGUCACUGUGAAACCUUCGUGGAUGUGUGUCCCCAGAUGCCUUGCCUGAAUGGAGGAACUUGUGCUGUGGCCAGCAACAUGCCUGAUGGUUUCAUUUGUCGCUGUCCCCCGGGCUUCUCUGGGGCAAGGUGCCAGAGCAGCUGUGGACACGUGAAGUGCAGGCGAGGGGAGCAGUGUGUGCACACCGCCUCAGGACCCCGCUGCUUCUGCCCCGACCCCCGGGACUGUGAAUCAGGCUGUGCCAGUGGCCCCUGCCAGCACGGGGGCAGCUGCUACCCUCAGCGCCAGCCUCCUUAUUACUCUUGCCAGUGCCCGCCGCCAUUCUGGGGCAGCCGCUGUGAACUCUACAUGGCCCCCACCAGCACCCCUCCGGCCACCUGUCUGAGUCAGUAUUGUGCCGACAAAGCCCGGGAUGGCGUCUGUGAUGAGGCCUGCAACAGCCACGCCUGCCAGUGGGAUGGGGGUGACUGUUCCCUCACUAUGGAGGACCCCUGGGCCAACUGCUCCUCCCCCCUUCCCUGCUGGGAUUAUAUCAACAACCAAUGUGAUGAGCUGUGUAACACAGCCGAGUGCCUGUUUGACAACUUUGAAUGCCAGGGGAACAGCAAGACAUGCAAGUAUGACAAAUACUGUGCGGACCACUUCAAAGACAACCACUGUGACCAGGGAUGCAAUAGUGAGGAGUGUGGCUGGGAUGGGCUGGACUGUGCUGCUGACCGGCCUGAGAACCUGGCGGAGGGUACCCUGGUUAUUGUGGUGCUGAUGCCACCUGAACAACUGCUCCAGGAUGCUCGCAGCUUCUUGCGGGCACUGGGCACCCUGCUCCACACCAACCUGCGCAUCAAACGGGAUUCCCAGGGAGAACUCAUGGUGUAUCCAUAUUAUGGUGAGAAGUCAGCUGCCAUGAAGAAGCAGAGGAUGACACGCAGGUCCCUUCCUGGUGAACAAGAACAGGAGGUGGCUGGCUCUAAGGUCUUUCUGGAAAUUGACAACCGCCAGUGUGUUCAAGACUCAGACCAGUGCUUCAAGAACACGGAUGCUGCUGCAGCUCUGCUGGCUUCUCACGCCAUCCAGGGGACCCUGUCGUACCCUCUUGUGUCUGUCGUCAGUGAAUCCUUGACUCCAAAACGCACUCAGCUCCUCUAUCUACUUGCUGUUGCUGUUGUCAUCAUCCUGUUUAUUAUUCUGCUGGGGGUAAUCAUGGCAAAACGAAAGCGUAAGCAUGGCUCUCUCUGGCUGCCUGAAGGUUUCACGCUUCGCCGAGAUGCGAGCAACCACAAGCGUCGUGAGCCAGUGGGACAGGAUGCUGUGGGACUGAAAAAUCUCUCAGUGCAAGUUUCAGAGGCUAACCUGAUUGGUUCUGGAACGAGCGAACAUUGGGUUGAUGAUGAAGGGCCCCAACCAAAGAAAGUCAAGGCUGAAGACGAGGCCUUGCUCUCAGAAGAAGAUGACCCCAUUGAUCGACGCCCAUGGACACAGCAGCACCUGGAAGCUGCAGACAUCCGGAGGACACCGUCAUUGGCCCUAACUCCUCCUCAGGCAGAGCAGGAGGUGGAUGUGCUGGAUGUGAACGUCCGGGGCCCAGAUGGGUGCACGCCGUUGAUGUUGGCUUCUCUCCGAGGAGGCAGCUCAGAUAUGAGUGAUGAAGAUGAAGAUGCAGAGGACUCCUCUGCCAACAUCAUCACAGACUUGGUCUACCAGGGUGCCAGCCUCCAGGCCCAGACAGAUCGGACUGGUGAGAUGGCUCUGCACCUUGCAGCCCGCUACUCAAGGGCCGAUGCUGCCAAGCGUCUCCUGGAUGCAGGCGCGGAUGCCAAUGCUCAGGACAACAUGGGCCGCUGCCCUCUACAUGCUGCAGUGGCAGCUGAUGCCCAAGGUGUCUUCCAGAUUCUGAUCCGCAACCGAGUAACCGAUCUAGAUGCCAGGAUGAACGAUGGCACUACACCCCUUAUCCUGGCUGCCCGCCUGGCCGUGGAAGGAAUGGUGGCAGAACUGAUCAACUGCCAGGCAGACGUGAACGCAGUGGAUGACCAUGGAAAAUCUGCUCUUCACUGGGCAGCUGCUGUCAAUAAUGUGGAGGCAACUCUUUUGCUGUUGAAAAAUGGGGCCAACCGAGACAUGCAGGACAACAAGGAAGAGACACCCCUGUUUCUUGCUGCCCGGGAGGGGAGCUAUGAAGCAGCCAAGAUCCUGUUAGACCAUUUUGCCAAUCGAGACAUCACAGACCACAUGGAUCGUCUUCCCCGGGACGUGGCCCGGGAUCGCAUGCACCACGACAUUGUGCGUCUCCUGGAUGAGUACAAUGUGACACCGAGUCCCCCAGGCACGGUGCUGACUUCCGCUCUCUCCCCUGUCAUCUGUGGGUCCAACAGGUCUUUCCUCAGUCUGAAGCACACCCCAAUGGGCAAGAAGCCUAGACGGCCUAACACCAAGAGUACCAUGCCCACUAGCCUCCCUAACCUUGUUAAGGAGGCCAAGGAUGCCAAGGGUAGUAGGAGAAAGAAGUCUCUGAGUGAGAAGGUCCAGCUCUCUGAGAGCUCAGUGACGUUAUCCCCUGUUGAUUCCCUAGAGUCUCCUCACACAUACGUUUCUGACACCACAUCCUCUCCAAUGAUCACAUCCCCUGGAAUCUUGCAGGCCUCACCCAACCCUAUGCUGGCCACUGCUGCGCCCACUGCCCCAGUCCAUGCACAGCAUGCACUGUCUUUCUCUAACCUUCAUGAAAUGCAGCCUCUGGCUCAUGGGGCCAGCACAGUGCUUCCUUCAGUGAGCCAGUUGCUGUCCCACCACCACAUUGUUCCCCCAGGCAGUGGAAGUGCCGGGAGCUUGGGUAGGCUCCAUCCAGUCACAGUCCCAGCGGAUUGGAUGAACCGCGUGGAGGUGAACGAGACCCAGUACAAUGAGAUGUUUGGUAUGGUCCUGGCUCCAGCUGAGGCCACCCACCCUGGCAUGGCUCCCCAGAGCAGGCCGCCUGAAGGGAAGCACAUGGCUGCCCCCCGGGAGCCCUUGCCUCCCAUUGUGACUUUCCAGCUCAUCCCCAAAGGCAGUAUUGCCCAACCAGCUGGGGCCCCCCAGCCUCAGGCCAACUGUCCUCCAGCUGUUGCGGGCCCCCUGCCCACCAUGUACCAGAUCCCAGAAAUGGCCCGUUUGCCCAGUGUGGCGUUCCCCACUGCCAUGAUGCCCCAGCAGGAUGAGCAAGUAGCUCAGACCAUUCUCCCAGCCUAUCAUCCUUUCCCAGCCUCAGUGGGCAAGUAUCCCACACCCCCUUCACAGCACAGUUAUGCUUCCUCAAAUACUGCCGAGCGAACACCCAGUCACAGUGGCCACCUCCAGGGUGAGCAUCCCUACCUGACACCAUCUCCAGAGUCCCCUGACCAGUGGUCAAGUUCAUCACCCCACUCUGCUUCUGACUGGUCAGAUGUGACCACCAGCCCUACUCCUGGGGUUGCUGGAGGAGGUCAGCGAGGACCUGGGACACACAUGUCUGAGCCUCCACACAGCAACAUGCAGGUUUAUGCGUGAAAGAGUCUGCCUCCAGUGUAGGGACAAAACUGCCUAUUGUAAAUGCUGCUGAGGAACAAAUGAAGGUCAUCCGGGAGAGAAAUGAAGAAAUCUCUGGAACCAGCUUCUGGAGGCAGGCAAGAGAAGAUGUUCAUAUUUUUCAGAUAAUGCAAAAGAAGCAAUUUAUUAGUUUCACUGGGUAUCUGCAAGGUUUUUUGGGGGGGGGGACAUGGCUCCUUCGAAUCUCUUACUCAUCAAGCCAAGUUCAUGAAAAUGCAGAAUGAAUACAAGCCUUGGGCCAUGUUUAAUAUUUGGAGAAUAAGAUGGAUGCCUGUUGUAGCCCAGAUAUUCUUGCAGCUUGGACUACAUCUUAAGCCCUCGGGGUUUCUGCCAUAUCCAUGAGAAGAUGCUACACUAGAGUCCUAUUGGGAAUUGUGCCCGGGAAUUCUACGUGCGUUGACCUACCUUCUCAUCCUUGGAAAUUCCUUCAACUUCAUUUGGUGCUUUCACUUUUGCACCUCUCCGUGAUUGUAGGCCUACCAGCAUAUUAUAGGGCAAGACCGCUGUGCUUUCAAUCAUUCCUGCCCUGGAAAGCAACUUAAGCAACUUCAGCCCCCUUUUUCCCCUCCUGUUUUCCCAGCAUCCCUCAGUGUCUCACAGUUUACUUUGAUUGUGGUUCUCAGCAUAAACCUUUCAAGUAUGUUUUUUUAGAAAAUAUUGUAUUGUGUUCUUCUACAUAUAUCAUUCCUGGAGAGAGAAGAGGAGCAGAAUAUUUUUCUUCAAACCAAUUUUUAGGGUAGAAGAUCCCUUCAAGAGGCUGUACCUUAAUUUCUCUUGUCUCAGUGCAGGUCUUCAUAUAAACUUUGCCGGGAAGGAUAUGAGUCAGUUGUUUUUCUCUUUGUGGGCCUAGUCAGUGUGAGAUUUUGUCCUUGGUAGCCUAGUUACUAUGACACCCCGCCUUUUUUAAACCAGAAAAAGGGUUGGAAUGUUGGAAUAACCAAGAGAUAAGCUAACGUGCAAGGAACAGUUACCCACGCACAGGUCCCUCCACUUACUGCCAAGCAUGCCACUGACUGCCAGUUGAAACACGUUUUUCCCAGAUCUUAGAACCCUAGGCCUGUUUCACUUACUCAUCCAGCAGAUCAAACUAGUCUUAGCUAUUGAGCCUUUCCUUCCAUCUCCACAGAAGAAAAUGUCUCAAAUGAUAACCCUUGCCGUUUAGGACUGAGCUUUCCUCAGCCCAAGAGACCCAGUGACAGUCAUCUUCCUUUCAUUGGUGAUCACAGUCUGUACUUCCUGAUUCUCUCUCGGAUUGAAGGCUUGUUCACCAGUCUUCCCUCCACACUGUGGUCUGAGUUACUGGUGCACCAGUAGGUCCCCACUGAAGACAUGGAUUGUCUGUGUUCAAGUGCAGGAAAUGGAAAGCUGGACUAGUUUUCUGGGGUCCAAGACAGCCCUGUAAGAAGGUUGGGAAAGGAAGAAUAUGAGGCAGCCUUUGCUAUUUUUUGCGACCGUUUCUUUUCCUCUGAAGCAGUCAUGAAAUUCCCUUUGACAACUAACUUAGAAACUUACCAGGGAUGCUGUCCUUUCCUUAGAGUCACCUUCUCAAUGAUUAAUGGACAACUACAGACUUGCUCAUCAUUGUCAUCCUUAUGUUCAGACUAUGAUUGCACCUCCCCCGAAUCUGUUGUCUGUGUUUGUGGUCUUGGCAGCCCUUGAUUCUCUUUCAAGGGCAGAAGCAUUUUAGUUAACUGUAGAAAUAGGAGAAAGUUUUGUUCCUGUUCUCCCUGGGUUAGUUAAUAAUUGGUCCUAUGGCUACAUUGUCAUCUCUAUCCAGUGCUAUGAUGCUCAUGACACCUGGGCAACUAGUUCUGCUGGGGCAUUUUGUAGAUAUUAAUAGGUGAAGUGCCUACUCUGUUUUGGUUUCAAUGAGUUCUCAUUCCUGCUAUGGCUGGAGGUGUACAACAGUGCUCCCCAUGUAUCUGACCAAUCUUUCUGAGGCCCCCUAUGGAAACCCUGGGUUUCUGUUGGGAUGUCAAACAAAUGGUUUUUGCUGUCCCAUCCAAGCUAAUUAAACCAGCAAAAAUAACUAGUUCUGCCCUAAUAUAAGCAGAUAAAGUUUGUUCAUUUUGUUUUAUUCUCUCACGUGGCAGUAUUCUACCAGCCUUUUUCAUAGUGUGCAAACAUUUUAUCAUUGUAAAUGGUGGCUUUCUACCUUUGGACCCAUUUAUUAUUCCCAGCUGGGGAGAACCUAUCUGCACAGACCUCUCUGGACCACAAUACAUCUGCCCCCUCUGCCCUCCUGCUCCAGCCCCAUUUCCUGAAAAUAUCAGCCUCUGACCAGCUGUUUGGAUCUUUUAUACCCUCCUUCCUCCCCAAGCACAAUAUAGGGUUAACUUACUUGUUUCUUUUUCUUGGGAUACUUUAAUUUGGAUCCUUUGGGUUUGGGGGAGGGCAGUGUGAAAGCUGUCAUGACAGACAACAGGCUUCAGUGAUGAGCAGGACAACACUGCCUUUCAAACAUUUUACCAAUCUUAAAUUUUAAGAAUUCUUUGAAUUGUGUAGUAACUAAUAAAAGGGAAGGUAAGAUGGAUAAUCACUUUCUCAUUUGGGUUCUGAAUUAGAGACUCAGUUUUUAUGGGACACAUUUUUAUGCCAUAUAUAGAUCCUCCCCUAUUUUUGGUUAAUUAUUAUUUUUAUAAAUUCUUCCUUUCUUUGACUCCUCUUGCCUGUCUUUGGGGAUAGGUUUCUUUGUUUGUUUGUUUCUUACGUUUUAAGUAUCAUUUUCUGAUUUAUGUGAUGGUGGAGGAGGGAGAGGUUUGAGGGAAAGAAAGACUGAGAGUUAAAGAAUUUAGUGUAAGCAGUCAGCUAUGAUGCUCAAGUCCAUUAUAUCAUCUUAUUAUUAAAUUUUCCAGUUUCUUGCAUAGAAAAGAACCAAAGGUAUAAUAUUUUGUUGGCAGGUGGUUUGGGGAUUUGGGUCUUAACCAAUAUAUUGAAUGUAUGAUGACUAUUUGGGAGGACACGUUUAUAUGCCCUGAGGCCCCCCACUAAUAAUUGGUACUAUGAUGACUUCCUUGUGUACAUUUCCCUUAAAAGUGGUAUUAUAUCUGUUUGUAUGAGAAACCUAAUAACCACAAAAUGACCGCAUAUUCCUGACUAUACAUAGUAAGGAAAAUGUACAACUUUGUUUUUACUUUUCAAAGUUUCAUUCUAAAAGUAGUUAAGAUGAAAUUUAUAUGAAAGCAUUUUUAUCACAAAAUAAAAAAUGUUACAUGUCAAGCUCA
Propithecus coquereli (Coquerel's sifaka) is the source of this 10963-nucleotide messenger RNA. It is a transcript of the gene NOTCH2, whose product is annotated as notch 2. The record is from RefSeq and is a predicted model, not a curated record. Gene Ontology annotation, cellular component: signaling receptor complex; membrane. The transcript has 34 exons. Gene Ontology annotation, biological process: regulation of DNA-templated transcription; regulation of developmental process; multicellular organism development. Gene Ontology annotation, molecular function: Notch binding; calcium ion binding; signaling receptor activity. Lineage: Eukaryota; Metazoa; Chordata; Mammalia; Primates; Indriidae. The coding region runs from base 285 to 7700 and encodes 2471 amino acids.